Anthonomus grandis grandis is the source of this 1251-nucleotide messenger RNA. RefSeq names its product jerky protein homolog-like. Bases 1 to 1206 code for a protein of 401 amino acids. The record is from RefSeq and is a predicted model, not a curated record. Gene Ontology annotation, cellular component: nucleus. The transcript has 3 exons. Lineage: Eukaryota; Metazoa; Arthropoda; Insecta; Coleoptera; Curculionidae. Gene Ontology annotation, molecular function: DNA binding.
AUGGACUACUCCGAUAUAGAGGACGAAACUUUAGUUCCUACAGUUAUUACAGAUAUGGAAGAAGAUCUGCCGGUUUCUACAACAACAGUGGUCAAAAGGCGCACAAAUCAGCGUACGGGUGCUAAUGAAAAGCGUAAACGCAAUGUUUUAACUAUUGAGCAAAAAAUGGAAAUUUUGAAACAGUCUGAAAAUAACAUAAGUGUUGCUAUUUUGGCUAAAACAUAUAAUAUUGGAAAACAAACGGUUCGUGACAUUGUGAAGAAAAAAUCCCAGUUACAGAGCUUUGUAGCAAAAGCGGAUAGUGCAAAAGCUAUUUCUGACGGGAAAUCUCUAAAAGGGUCUACGUUUCGAGAACUUGAUGAUGCUAUGACCAAGUGGUUCUUGCAGAAAAGAUCAGUGGGGGUUCCGAUAUCAGGACCUAUGUGUACUAGGCAAGCUGAAAAGUUUCACAAGCAGUUGAAAAUUAAAGGCAACUUCUCGGCAUCUUCUGGUUGGCUUUACAGAUUUAAAAAACGUCAUGGAAUACGAGAAUUAGCUGUUCAAGGGAAGAAAUUAAGUGCUAAUGAUGUAGCUAUGGCUGUACUGUUACUGGAUAAUGCGCCAUCGCAUCCUGAUGUAGAGCAACUAAAGUCAACAGAUGGGAACAUAUUCGUAGCAUAUUUUCCUCCGAAUGUAACAUCUAUUGCCCAGCCAAUGGACCAAGGUGUUAUAGAGACCAUGAAGAGACUUUACAGAAAAGACCUCAUGUAUUGGAAACGUCUAAAUUUGAAAGAAGCAAUUUAUGCUGUAGCUCGUGCUUGGAGUGAUGUGAAAGUGGAUCACAUUAAAAAAUCAUUUUAUAAAAUAAUGACUUUAGAACAUGAAGACGGUUCUGAAGAUGAAAAUCACUUAAAUGAAGGUGAGCUGUCCGUCGGAAAUAUAGCAACUAUUGCCUCACAAAUCAAAGGUUUAGAAGAAAUAGACAAUAAAGAAAUACAAGAAUGGAUAGAAUGUGAUCACCAAGAAACAGGGUAUCAGAUCAUAGAUGACGAUUAUCUACAUAACAAGAGCUCUGCAGAAAGUUCUGACAAAAGUAGUGAUGAGAAUGAGAGUUCUGAUAAAAAUGAUUGCGUCAUUAUGACGAGUCAUCGAGAAGCAAGGGAUGCAGUAAACAGACUUAUUCAAUAUUUUGAAGAACAGCCUGUAACAUUAUGUCUAAAUAGGUAAUAAAACAUUUUUUUUUGUUGCAUUAUGUUUUAUCACGUUGUUUCU